Pyricularia pennisetigena is the source of this 1056-nucleotide messenger RNA. RefSeq lists its product as uncharacterized. Gene Ontology annotation, cellular component: cytoplasm. Bases 1 to 1056 code for a protein of 351 amino acids. Gene Ontology annotation, molecular function: glutathione transferase activity. NCBI's taxonomy places the organism in Eukaryota, Fungi, Ascomycota, Sordariomycetes, Magnaporthales, Pyriculariaceae. The record is from RefSeq and is a predicted model, not a curated record. The transcript has 2 exons.
AUGGCUUCACCAAAUAAGGCACAGAUUCUAGCUGCCCAGGGACGCACCCCCGGGACCGCUGAUUCUUGGCAUGGAAAAAUAACCCCAGAGGGUCCUUUCGCGCCCGAAGCCGGCCGUUACCGACUCUAUAUUGGCCUCUUUUGUCCCUAUGCCCACCGCGCCAACCUAGUUCGCCACCUCAAGGGCCUCAAGGAUAUCAUUCCUUUGACCAACGUCAAGCCGUAUCCCAAGGGCAACGACGAGGGCUACCCCGGAUGGCAGUUUCCGGCCACGGCAGACGAGUACGCCGGCUCAGAUGUCGAUCCUUUAUUCGGCGCCAAGUACCUGCAUGAACUUUACUUCAAGGACGACCCCUACUACAAAGGCCGAUACAGCGUGCCGCUGCUCUGGGACACCAAGACCAGCGCCGCGGUCAACAACGAGUCCCUCGAGCUACUGCGGGACCUACAGACGGCCUUCGACUCGCUGCUUGCCGAGGGCUCGGCCGAGCGGGAACUCACCCUGUACCCAGACGACCUGAGGCAACAGAUCGACGACGUGUCAACCUGGCUCCUCCCGCACCUCUGCAACGGCGUAUACCGGGCCGGCUUCAAUCCCACGCAGGAGGGAUACGACGCCAGCGUACCCUUUGUCUUUGCGGCUCUGAACAAGCUCGAGAAGCUGAUCCGCUCCAACGGGGGGCCCUACAUCCUCGGAAACCGGCUGACGGAGCUGGACUUGACCGCCUACGCCACGGUGGUGCGCUUUGAUGCCAUCUACGUGCAGCACUUCAAGUGCAACCUCGGCACCGUGCGGCACGACUACCCGCAGGUCAACAACUGGCUGAAGAACCUGUACUGGAACGUGCCCGGGUUCCGGGAGACGACCGACUUUAAGCACAUCAAGGAGAAUUAUACAAAGUCGCACGCGAGCAUCAACCCCCUGGCCAUAACCCCCAUGGGCCCGUGGCCUGAGGUGGAGGAGGGCUACGAGGCCGACCUGAGCAAGGUACGUGUCGGAGGUGUUAAGAUGCCUAAAGUGCUGGAGCUCGAAGAGGCCCUGGUGGGGAAGUUGUGA